Messenger RNA from Raphanus sativus (radish), 1307 nucleotides. RefSeq lists its product as uncharacterized. Bases 287 to 1066 code for a protein of 259 amino acids. The transcript has 2 exons. Lineage: Eukaryota; Viridiplantae; Streptophyta; Magnoliopsida; Brassicales; Brassicaceae. The record is from RefSeq and is a predicted model, not a curated record.
AAUACUAUCAUACGCGUUUCAAUUAGCUUUUUCCAAGCAUCUUGUGUGUAUUUGUAAACAAUCCAAGAAGAAAAAGUAAAAAUUUAAAAAGUCUCAAAUCUUAAGUCAUUUUUUAUUGAAAGCAUUAUUCAAUUAUGAUUAAUCCAAACAUUCUUUGAAUCUUCUAUCCUCUCUUCUAUAAUAAUGAUCUUAUACCCACUUCACAUGGUAGAGAGGAUACACAAACCCCACUUGGCUCCCAAUAAUUCAAAAGAUCUCACUUUCUCAAAUUCUGACCGAGGCUCCAAUGAGAUCGGCUCAAGAAGAGAUGGAUCUUGAGGAAUGGGAGUUACUCCCCAGUCCCAAGAACAGCUUCAAGGAUCUUGAUCACGACGAGGAUCAUCAUGGAGACAUGGUUAUGGACUACUUCCUCUGUCCAUCUGCUCAACAAGAACCUCUCCACAAGAUAGAGUCUCCUCCAAGAUCCAAAGUGAUCCCCACAAAGCUCCUCCAAGUUCCCAUAGCUUGGGAACCCGUGUUGGAUCACGAGAACAAGAAGAUAUCUAAUGACCCGGAUCCAACACAAACCCUUUUGACGGACUCUGUUCUGUCACCAACAGUAUCCUUCAAGAAAACGAAGGAAACCGAAUUUGCCGACAUGAAAGUGGACCCACCAGCAAGGAUCACGAGUCCUGUGUCUCUGAUCGAUGCUGCGAAACCCUCUGAUUCCGAAGGAAGUGAUGACGUGCGAGAGAAGAAAGAAGAUGAUGAUGUGAGGAGUGAUCAUGGUGGUGGUGAGAAGGCUAAUCUGUGGAAGAUUGGUCUGAAUGGGAUCGGAGCAAUAUGCUCUUUUGGUGUUGCAGCAGCUGCAGCUACCGUGUGUGUCUUAUUCCUCGGACACAACGACAUCAAAGUUUGUAAGAACAAAAACCACAAACUUAGGUUUCAGAUUUACUCCGAUGAUAACAAGCAGAUGAGGGAAGCUGUGAAUCAUGCAACAAAGGUCAAUGAAGCAAUCUUUGCCAUGAAAGGUGUUCCUGUCGUAAGAGCUCAAAUAUCUUUUGGAGGUUACUACGAUGGACUUUGAAUCUCAGCCAUCCAUAAUCCUCUAUGGAAUCAUGGGGUCAGCUCGAGCCUACAUCACCCACCAGCUUCUUCAUAAGUUCAAUAGUUUUUUUUUAAAGCAUAAGUUCAAUAGUUAAUAGCGACAGCGUGCAUGCAUGAUUAUUGUCUAUAAACUUUGUAAAUUAACUUAUUUUGUUAUAAAAAUCAGAUUUGUUAAUAUAUCAUUGUAAAAGUUCAAGUAAAUUUUAAUCGUCAUUGAGGAA